Messenger RNA from Anopheles stephensi (Asian malaria mosquito), 3117 nucleotides. It is a transcript of the gene mlt, whose product is annotated as tubulin-specific chaperone cofactor E-like protein. The transcript has 8 exons. The coding region runs from base 607 to 2148 and encodes 513 amino acids. The record is from RefSeq and is a predicted model, not a curated record. Gene Ontology annotation, molecular function: alpha-tubulin binding. Gene Ontology annotation, biological process: protein folding. Lineage: Eukaryota; Metazoa; Arthropoda; Insecta; Diptera; Culicidae.
GUAAUAGACGGUAUCCAUCCCCACCAACGUACCGUACCUAGGCAAGAUUGGCGAACAAGCGUCCGCGCCCUGGGGGUACGCAAGGGACACCAAUAGUGAACUGAUGCUCGGUGGAGCAACAUUCGUGUUCAAGUCUCGCGCGUUGUCGUGCCGCGCGUCUGCUGCCAAUCGAAGUGCGAACAGUUAACAACAAUAUGUAACACGGUCCGAAGCGAACCGAAGUGAAUGAACAAUAGAAGCCAAUUAAAUUACGUCGCGUGAGCGUGCCCAGCACAAAUCAAAUCGGACUGUACUCUUUGUGCGACGCGAAUAUAUUAAAAGAAUCGUGCCCAUAAAGCUGCACUUCUAAUGUGCGAAAAGAGAAAGUCCAGAACGGAAGGGGUGGCCAGUGUGAAAAGUAUGUGAACACGGACACAGGCACGCGCGUGCAGUGGUGCAAUAUACAACGGCGGAAAAAAGAUCAAUAGUGAGUGAUAAACGUGAUAAAAUUGUGGAACUAAGUGUGUUUUAUGGUGGUGUGUAGCUACUACUUCCGGGAAAACAAAGGUCCAGUCUAGUUAAAGUGUGCAACUCUGGUGCGCAUCGAACACUACUUCCUGCCACAAAAUGCCAACCUUGCUGGAAGCGCUCGAGGAGAAGUACGGCAUGGAGCCGGACGAUAAGGAGGAACACGUGGAGGAGGAAGUUCUCGUGUCCAUCUUUGUUCCGAAGCUGCCCCCGAGACAAAGCACUCCACAGCUACUUAUACUGAACGAUUGCAAUAUCGAUCGGGCCGGGGAGCCGGAGGAUUUGAAGAAAAAGUGUCGCAUCGUGAAAGAGCUCGAUUUGGCACAGAACAAGCUAAACAACUGGAAUGAGGUGUUUGUCAUCCUCUCCCACAUGCCCCGGGUAGAGUUUGUGAACCUCAGCCUUAACCAUCUGACCGGUCCGAUCCAGAAGCCACCCGUCACCAAGAUGGAUCAUCUGCGGAAUCUGGUGCUUAACAACACCAAACUGGAAUGGUGCAGUGUGGAGAAAUUGCUCCGUCUGUUGCCCGCUCUGGAGGAGCUACAUCUUAGCCUCAACGAGUAUACGCAUGUACUGAUCGAUACAGUCAAUUCGGCUGCUAAAAGCGGUGAUGCGGGGGGUGAUGGUCCGGCAGCAGAGGAGGGACUGCCUGCUGCCAGUAAUAAUAAUGCCAAGGAUGAUGAAUCCACCACUGCCACCACUAGUCACAGCACCCCAGAGGACACCACCAUGAUGUCCAGCUGCUCCUGUUCGUCGCCGUCAUCCACGUCGCAGCCGGCCGAUCAGCAGAAGCCGGCGGACACGACCACCGUGGAACCUCCGCCAUUACAAACCGAUCCACACGGUGGCGUGCGGAAGCUACAUCUGACCGGGAACUACAUUUCCGAGUGGGGCGAAAUUUGCCGCAUUGGCCGAGUGUUUCCACAGCUGGAAGCGUUGGUGCUCGCCGACUGUCCGUUAAGAUCGCUGAAGCCUACGGACCCGCAAGGCAACGAAAACGAGGAAGAAAGUCAUAAAUAUUUUCAAAAUCUGAAACUGCUAAACCUGAGCAAUGCAAAAAUCGAUUCCUGGGAAGACAUCGAUCGGUUGGCAGACUUCCCCUCGCUAUGCAAUGUCCGGCUUCAGUACUGGCCACUGUGGGCACGAACGGACUCGACGACGGAGCACGAACGUCGGCAGCUGUUGAUUGCGCGGCUUCCAAACAUCAGUAUUCUGAACGGUGGCGACACGAUCGGUGCCGUUGAGCGGGAGGACGCCGAACGAUCCUUCAUCCGGCACUAUCUGGACAAGCCGGACGCGGAACGGCCACGCCGCUACUACGAUUUGAUCGGUGUGCACGGUCAGCUGGAUCCGCUCGUUAACAUCGAUUUGCGGCCGGAGAGGAAAGUGAAGGUGCGCUUCACGUUCGAGGAUCAGGCGAUCGAGCGUACGGUGGAUGUGAAUAGGACGGUAAGUGAUUUAAAGUCACGGCUGGAAAGGAUAUUCGAGGUGCCGGCCGCCCGGAUGCGGCUGUACUACGUCGAUCAGGACUUCCGCGAUCUGCAGGGGCUGGAGGAGAUGAAGUACCCGCACAAGGUGCUGUACAGCUACAACAUACGCUCCGGCGAUGAGAUCAUCAUUGAGCGGAAGGUGAAAAGUUGAUAGGCUGUGGCAGCCACCAGCACACCUUCCGACGCUUGCCCCCACUUGAUUUCCCGUUCAGCUCCCCCGGUCGCGAGGUGACUUGCCGAUGCCCUAACGUAUGUGAUAUAAAGCGUCGCCAUCGUGUCACAAUAUUUGUUGUAGCCCGUCGCUACCCGCGUUUCAUUUCGUUUUCGUUUCUUCUGUAUUAUAAUUGCUGUUGUUUUUGGUUAAAAUUACACGUACGUUCCUUUAUUCUAGGGCCCCUAGCCUCGGUUCAUUCAGCUAUAUAUUUUUGGUUAAUUUUAAUUCGUGCUACUCGUGAAGCGUGGAUGUUGAAAACAACCCUCGAUUAGAGUAGAGAGAGAGAGAGAGAGAGAGAGAGAGAGAGAGAGAGAGAGAGAGAGAGAGCAGCUAACAAAACUAUACUAAUAACAAUAAAGCAGCAUUUUUGCACAUUAACUUAAACCAAACGCUCGGAUUGCGUGUGUAAAAACAUUUAUUUGCUCUAAUGCAGCAAACUUAAUCGUAUGAGGAUGUGUUUUUGUUUUUUCGCGGGCAAGUUCCAGUUACAAUAGACAGUCGCGUACACGGUACAACAGGAAUAGUUAGCAACAACGCGUGAUGAGUAAUAGAGUACGCCUCCCAUAACAUUUAUUUAACCAGGCGGGCCGAAACCCCGCGGUAAAAACACAGCAAAACAGUGCAAUAAUAUUCGAAACGUGUGUGGUUUGUUGAGCUAAUACGUUUGAAAGAUAAACCGGUAAGAUCAUGCUCAACCCCCGCUCCCAACGCAGUGUCAAUGGCAUUAUUCAUUUACGCGGAACACUUCCUUCUUCAGCUAAAAGGUGCACGGUAUGAGCUUCCCUCGAGUUAUUAGCUACAUUUUACCCCUAAUACUACACACGAACGAACUCUGUUUUUACGAAUAUCGCGAGAUCCUAAUUUGCGCAAAUACAUUGGAUGUGUGUAUAAGAUUGCGACACUAGA